AUGUUACCGCAGUUCUUAACUGAUCAAUAUCCUUUGGAGCAACAUUUAUUUUUGAUACCAAAGUAUAGUUUACGUUUAAUAGGUUGUGAUCCAGAAUCACCAAAAACAUAUACACUCUAUAUAUGGGCUGCAAUAAAUUUCAUAAAUUUGGCUUCAUGUGUUACAGCGGAACUCACUUUUGGCAUCUAUAAUCUAUCACUUGAUCCGCUAACUGCAUUGGAUGCGUUAUGUCCUGCUGCUACUAGUACAAUGUCUCUGUUUAAAAUGAUCAGCAUUUGGAUGUAUCGUGAUGAGUUCUCUUCGCUCAUGGAACGGAUUCGGGUAUUAUUGUUAAAACAAGAAAAUAGUGAACCUAAAAAUCAAUUGAGGCGCGAACUCUUCACGCUAACGACACGUCUAUCAGCUAUCGUUUUCUUUUUGGCCAUUUGUACUACAACUACAUUCACAAUACGUCCAUUGGUCUCCAAUCUAUUUCGAUAUUUAAGUGAUUUGGAUUAUGCACACGAAAUGCCAUUUAAGCUCAUGUAA
This is a messenger RNA of Teleopsis dalmanni, 528 nucleotides long. Its product is annotated as odorant receptor 24a-like. The coding region runs from base 1 to 528 and encodes 175 amino acids. The transcript has a single exon. Gene Ontology annotation, cellular component: membrane. Gene Ontology annotation, molecular function: odorant binding; olfactory receptor activity. The record is from RefSeq and is a predicted model, not a curated record. Gene Ontology annotation, biological process: sensory perception of smell. Lineage: Eukaryota; Metazoa; Arthropoda; Insecta; Diptera; Diopsidae.